Messenger RNA from Penicillium nucicola, 1158 nucleotides. RefSeq lists its product as uncharacterized. The record is from RefSeq and is a predicted model, not a curated record. The transcript has a single exon. Bases 1 to 1158 code for a protein of 385 amino acids. NCBI's taxonomy places the organism in Eukaryota, Fungi, Ascomycota, Eurotiomycetes, Eurotiales, Aspergillaceae.
AUGGCUGCGAUAUCUCUCCCCGCGGAUUUCCAUUAUCAGGCGGUCCAGUUCCUCGGAGCAGACCCGGACCCCACGGAAUCAAUGCGCCUCGGUGUGCUGGCGAACUUCAAUGGAAGCUUUACCGGAUCAGGCUUCAACACAAUUUUUCGCCCAAAUAACGGACCGCCAAACACGACAACAUUUCCCAAAGACAACAUCUUGGAGCUGAAUCUCAUUACUGACUCAAUCACGUUCUCCGAAGAUUUUGGCGCCGUGCCUAACCGCGGGCUUGCGUCACAGGAUGACAUAUUUCUCAAUGGCGUAUCCUAUGUACAGGCUGUCAACGAUGUGACAAACGAAAAAACUGGGAAGGCUGACCAUUCUCCAACUGGCAUUCACUUCGAGGCUGGAUUGUGGAUGAACGUCCCGGCCACGAACAACACUCCAGUCCUUGGCGACACGCUCGCGCGUAUGGCAUCUAUUCCGCAUGGCACAACUAUCAAUGCCCAAUGCCUGGAGCCUACCUCGAACUUCUUAGGCCCACCCGACAUCUUACCAGUCAGCCUAUUGCCAUUCCCGGCAGGAAGUGCAGGUGGUCCCCCAGUGCCGCUUGACAGCCUCAAUGCCUCACAAAUCUCCCCUCUUCGACUCCCACACGAUUUGUCGAAAUUCAUUGCUGCUGGCACUAUCACCCAAGAUAUACUGGAUGACCCAAACACUGUGCUACGAAACGCCAUCGAAGGACAGACCAUCCUCCAGACCACCGCCUUUACGGUGGCCACGUCGCCUAUCCCUCCGGUGUUCGGUGGUGGAACAGCCAACAUUGCAUUUUUGGAAGGCGACCCAGCCAUUACGAAUCCAAAUGCUUUUUCACUCCAAAUGAAUGCUACCUUCUGGAUCGAGACAGUGCAAUACAAGCUCAAGGUUCCGACCUUCAAGCGCGGACAAGCCCCUAUGAAAAUCUCCCCGUCCUCACCAGCACAUCAGCGCGCACCGGUGUUCCUCAUCAACCCAACGCAUGACAUCACUGCACCCAAGACAAUCACUGUCACUUCCAUCCAGAUUCAGUAUUCUCAGGUGGUUUUUUUGGUAUUUGACGGGUUGGUCUGGCCUCAUGUAUCAGUAUCUACGCUGAUUCCGUCGGAGGCUGUAACAGUACCAGACUCUGUCUGGAAUUGA